This is a messenger RNA of Myotis brandtii (Brandt's bat), 873 nucleotides long. Its product is annotated as aldehyde oxidase 2-like. Bases 118 to 873 code for a protein of 251 amino acids. Gene Ontology annotation, molecular function: iron ion binding; 2 iron, 2 sulfur cluster binding; oxidoreductase activity. The record is from RefSeq and is a predicted model, not a curated record. The transcript is spliced from 9 exons. Lineage: Eukaryota; Metazoa; Chordata; Mammalia; Chiroptera; Vespertilionidae.
UUCCACACAAGGAAGGAUUUCAGUGCUUGGACCUGAAUCCUUUGUGCUCAGUCCCGUGGCUGGUGCCAAAGAGCAUACCCACCUAGAAUUGUAAGGUGAAACCUGUUUACAGGUGUGAUGCUUGGCCUGCCGCAAUCCGAUGAGUUGGUUUUCUUUGUGAACGGGAGGAAGGUGAUAGAGAGAAAUGCGGACCCAGAAGUCACUCUGCUGACCUUCCUACGAAAGAACUUAGGUCUCACAGGAACCAAGUACGCCUGCGGCAGAGGGAGCUGCGGCGCCUGUACCGUGAUGGUGUCUAAGUGUGACCCUGUGUCCAAGAAGAUAAGACACUUCUCCAUCACCGCAUGCCUGGUGCCCAUCUGCUCUCUCUAUGGAGCUGCUGUCACCACUGUGGAAGGUGUGGGAAGCAUCAAAACCAAGCUUCACCCUGUGCAGGAGAGGAUCGCCAAGAGCCACGGCACCCAGUGUGGAUUCUGUACCCCUGGGAUGGUGAUGUCCAUGUACACACUGCUCAGGAACCACCCGCAGCCCUCCGAGGAGCAGCUCAUGGAAGCCCUGGGAGGCAAUCUGUGCCGCUGCACUGGGUACCGGCCAAUUCUCGAGAGUGGAAAGACCUUCUGCAUGGAGUCGAAUGGCUGUCAGCAGAAGGGAGCAGGAGAAUGCUGCUUGGCUCAGGGAGAAGAGGAUCCUUCCUCACUCGGCAGGAGCAGCGACAUUUCCACAGAGUUAUUUGCGAAAGACGAGUUCCAGCCCUUGGACCCUACUCAGGAGCUCAUAUUCCCCCCAGAACUCUUGCAUCCCUAUCUGUCCUCUUGGCAUCCAGUGGUGCAGUUCUACAAAAUACCUAAUUCUGAAGGGAUUCUGGUGUAUUGA